Messenger RNA from Rhagoletis zephyria (snowberry fruit fly), 819 nucleotides. RefSeq lists its product as uncharacterized. The record is from RefSeq and is a predicted model, not a curated record. Lineage: Eukaryota; Metazoa; Arthropoda; Insecta; Diptera; Tephritidae.
GUGAUAUCGAAACAAAACAAAGAAAUACUUGGCACCAAAUUAUAGCAGCUUCAGAAGUUAAAAUUUGUAGAUAUAUUAAAAAACCUAAUUAUAUCUUACAUUAUUGUAAUUUUAAAAUAAAAUUUCGUUACUUCUUAAAUUAAGUGGAAACAUAAUCAUGGAAUCCAUAGCCGCGGCAUUAUUGCUUGAAGAGGAGGACAACACAUCCCGGAAUGCUGAGGUGAAAGUGGAAAGGCGGAGAUUAAAAGAUAUGUGUGAUCCGUUCCAAUUGAGCGAAGAAUUAUUCAAAAAGAACUUUCGACUUAACAAGGAUGCUUUCAAGUAUGUUUUGGAUACUUUUGAAAGAGAAACUCAGCGAAAUACCUUAACGUCUGUAUCACAGCUUAACCAAAUAGUGGCCGCGAUAAGAUUUUUUGCGGAAGGCAGUUACCAACACGGUGCAGACUAUAAUGUCGGAAUGGGUCAGGCAACCAUGUCAAAGUCACUGUCCAAAUUUCUUGAAGAGAUGCAACGAAAGCUUUGUCCUGAAUGGAUAAAAUUUGAGAAGACUGAACAGGAAAAAAUACAAGCAAAACAGUAGUUUUAUGCGAAGGCUGGCUCCUCUGGGGUCAUCAUGUGUGUUGAUGGCACGCACAUAAGAAUAAUCAAGCCACAUGAAGAAGAUUUUCUUUAUUACAACAGAAAAGGAUUUUUUAGCAUUACCGCUAUGGUGGUGAGCAUUAUUUCAAUUACAUCAGUGUCGUGAUUUGAUUUAAUUGGUUUCGCAAAUUUAAUUUCUAUUUUCAGGUGUGCGAUAACAAAAUGCGUGUAAGAAACAUU